Drosophila obscura is the source of this 1568-nucleotide messenger RNA. RefSeq lists its product as uncharacterized. NCBI's taxonomy places the organism in Eukaryota, Metazoa, Arthropoda, Insecta, Diptera, Drosophilidae. Gene Ontology annotation, cellular component: mitochondrion. The coding region runs from base 201 to 947 and encodes 248 amino acids. The transcript is spliced from 3 exons. The record is from RefSeq and is a predicted model, not a curated record.
UUCGAUCAGGAGAUAUAUUAUGCCGGUCAUGAGAGUGUCUGUGCUGUGUAAAAUAUAGACGAAAAGCAGAGGAACAUCGACAAUAUCAAUCAGUUCGUUCUUGUUCAAACGAACGAGAAAUAUUCAUCAGCUCAGCAGUCAACAGAAGAACAGCUAGCUUUUGCUGGCUACAGGCUUUAGCUGACAAUCCAGACCACAUCAUGGCAACCAUGUCGCAGCUCACGCGGCUCAUUGGUCAUGGUGCACAGCCGCGGACAUUUGCUCGCUUUUUGUCGCACAGGUUGACAACGAAAUCCAACACAAGAUGCCUUUUCGGGGCCAGCACCUGGAGUGGGAAGAACCGCGACCUGGCACCACCUCAGUGGACGACAACGGCAGGCACACGCUACCUGCCGAGCCCGUGGCUGUUCACAAGAAGCAGAAGCCUUUGCCACAAGUCCGCACAGCCGACCCCAGCACCAGUUGCCCCCAACAAGACAGACAUCAAGGCUUCUUCCACAACGACCACCGACCUCUUUGGGGAUGCCACUAACAUGGGGCUGUUCGCCAAGUUCAAGCACAUGUACAAGCAGUAUUGGUAUGUGCUGAUCCCAGUCCAUUGCGUGACAUCGGUCGGCUGGUUUGGCGGUUUCUACUACUUGUCGAAGAGCGGAGUGGAUGUGCCCUCGCUGCUGCAGUACGUGCAUCUUAGCGAGAACAUUAUCGAGAAGGUGCAGUCCUCCGACAUGGGACACUAUGCCAUCGCUUAUCUGUGCUAUAAGGUGGCCACUCCCUUGCGAUACGCUCUUACACUGGGCGGCACCACGGUGUCCAUCAAGUAUCUGGUGCAACGGGGCCACAUCAAGCCGAUUCCCAGCAAGAACGAACUGAUUAAGAUGUACGAGGACAAGAAGGCAACGCGCGCCAGUGCCAAGGCGGACAAGGCCGAGAAGGAUGGGAACAAAUGAUCGUUGGACAGUGGCAAAGCUGCCCUCGGGCAGCUGUUGCCAUUGUCCUUGCCGACCUCGAAACGUUUCGCUGCAUGCAAGCGGCUCGCAGUUGACUUGUUGCCUUUUUUGUUAAACUGUUGCCUUUUGCUUGGCAGACGCGGACGGGGGUACUGGUGCUCUACAAACAUAACUUUCCCUCGCCCUGGCCCUGGCCCUGGCCCGGCCCAAACCAAACACAGAACACAAAAGCCACCCGCCAGUGAUUGCUCAUCCGGGGAGCCGUCGCCAGGUGGCCGCCGCCUAGAAUGAGGACUAAUACCCCCUAAGCUCCCCGCCCCAACACGCUUAGAGCCUUGAAAAAUCUUAAAUAUCUUGUAAUUACAUAUAUUUGCAUAGUUCUCUGUUAGUUAUGAAAUCGUUUGAGGUCGCCGCAGAGGCACCCACAGACACACCUCCUCAGACACACAAGCACACACACACACAUGUGUUGCCGGAGAAGGGCUGCCAGCAGUAAAUAAAUUUAGCAGUUAUAUAUUUGUAAAUGUAAGAGUGAGUUGUCGCAAAACAAUAAUAGCUUAACUUUUAUUAAAUGAAAAUAAAAAUCGCAGUUCUGUUUUUUUCGUGGAACCCUGGCCCGAA